UAUUUGUGUGACUGUGAUUAUUUUGUGUGAAAGUUAUUGAUAUAUUUGCGACAAUAUGACUGAUGAAACUCAUAAUAAAAUCCUUGCUAUCGUUGCAAACAUAGCUAAAAAUAAAGACACAGUUGAAAAUGUUAUCGUCGAAGAUGAAAUAUCAGAAACCGAAAAUGAUGAGAAAGAUAAGAAAUCUUCAAAGAAAAAAGAACCGAUCAGAGGAAUCCCAAAGUCCGGAAGAUUUUGGAAAUCCAAAAAGGAGAAGUUCUCCAAAAUCAAUAAGACUAAAGGACUUAGAAACAGCUUUGAAAAGAAACAAGCAUUGCGUGAGCAGAUGCAAAGAACGAAAGAGCAAUCUAAACAGUUAUUAGAAGAAUUUAAGCAAAAACAAUUAGAACGGAAGGAAAGAAGACGGCAAAAUAUUGAACGCGCGGCAGAAAAUAAACGUAAAUCAGAAAUUGUUCAAGUAAUCACUAACACAGCUAAGCUAAAGAGAAUGAGGAAGAAGCAACUUAGAUUUAUUGAGAAAAGGGACACUAACAAACAAAUUGAAACUAAUAAAUAAGUUUCAUACUAA
This is a messenger RNA of Spodoptera exigua (beet armyworm), 568 nucleotides long. The record is from the annotation of a GenBank genome assembly. Lineage: Eukaryota; Metazoa; Arthropoda; Insecta; Lepidoptera; Noctuidae.